UGCCUCGACUCAUCGACUGAACUCUCUCUCAAGUUUCUGGCUCCUAACUUGUCCAUAAAGAAAACACCCUUGUAAACACUCCAGCAAGACCAGACAUCAUCGCAUCAAAUCGAAGAGAAGAGAGUGAAAACAUAAAACAACAACAACAAUGUUUAGGAAUCAAUACGACACCGACGUUACCACAUGGAGUCCAGCUGGUCGAUUAUUUCAGGUAGAGUACGCGAUGGAGGCAGUGAAGCAAGGCUCGGCGGCGAUUGGACUCCGAUCCAAGUCUCACGUGGUUCUCGCAUGCGUUAACAAAGCUAACUCUGAACUCUCUUCUCACCAGAAGAAGAUUUUUAAAGUCGAUGACCAUAUCGGUGUCGCCAUCGCUGGACUCACCGCCGACGGCCGUGUUUUGUCUCGGUAUAUGCGAACUGAAUGUAUAAAUUACAGUUUCAAUUACGAGUCUCCGCUUCCUGUUGGUCGCCUUGUCGUUCAGCUCGCUGAUAAGGCUCAGGUCUGUACCCAACGUUCUUGGAAACGACCUUAUGGUGUUGGUCUGCUGGUAGGUGGCACUGAUGAAUCUGGAGCUCACCUCUAUUACAAUUGUCCCAGUGGGAACUACUUUGAAUACCAGGCCUUUGCAAUAGGAUCCCGUUCACAAGCUGCAAAGACAUACCUGGAACGCAGAUUUGAGAAUUUUUCGGACUCUUCAAGGGAUGAUUUGAUCAAGGAUGCUCUCAUUGCAGUCAGAGAAACCCUACAAGGAGAAACACUCAAGAGUUCUAUCUGCACUGUUGCUGUGUUAGGAGUUGAUGAGGCAUUCCAUAUACUGGAUCAGGAAACCGUCCAAAAGUUGAUUGAUGCAUUUGAGAUUGUGGUUGAGACAGAGGCUGCUGCCGCCGAACCAGAUGCUGCCGCCGAACCGGAUGCUGCCGCUGAGGGGGGCGCUACUGGUGAUGAGGGUGCUGCUGCUGCUGCUGAUGAAGGUGCGGCUCCAAUGGAAAUAUGAUGCAAGAAACAAGCUGCUUCUCUGCCCUAGUCUUUAGAUGAUGUUUUCUAGCUUGUGCUUUCCGAAUUUAUUCAAAAAUGAAAGACGCCAUGGAAAACAUUUUUUUGUUGGAUUUCCUUUUCUAUGGAAUUUACUUUGCUUCACUUGUGCAAACAUAUUUUAUGCUAGCCUUUGGCGAGCUUAUCCGUGAUUUAUGAUCUCAAA
Molecule: messenger RNA, 1198 nt
Organism: Populus nigra (black poplar)
Lineage: Eukaryota; Viridiplantae; Streptophyta; Magnoliopsida; Malpighiales; Salicaceae
Product: proteasome subunit alpha type-1-A-like
Exons: 2
Coding region: 149-994 (281 amino acids)
Biological process (GO): ubiquitin-dependent protein catabolic process
Cellular component (GO): proteasome core complex, alpha-subunit complex; proteasome core complex
Source: RefSeq, a predicted model, not a curated record